Drosophila nasuta is the source of this 393-nucleotide messenger RNA. It is a transcript of the gene IFT20, whose product is annotated as intraflagellar transport 20. The transcript has a single exon. Gene Ontology annotation, biological process: cilium assembly; protein localization to cilium. NCBI's taxonomy places the organism in Eukaryota, Metazoa, Arthropoda, Insecta, Diptera, Drosophilidae. The coding region runs from base 1 to 393 and encodes 130 amino acids. Gene Ontology annotation, cellular component: ciliary base; centrosome; intraciliary transport particle. The record is from RefSeq and is a predicted model, not a curated record.
AUGGAAGAACUACAGAAAGCGGGACUCUAUAUCGACGAAAUCUAUAGACUCCGUGUGCAGGAUCCAAGAAUAGCAAAUCAGACAAUUGAAUUGCGACAGGAAUGCCUGGAGUACUCGCGAAACCUACAGGAGCUCAAGAAAUUCGGCGAGGACUUCUAUAAGAUAUCCAACAAUUUCGCCAAGGAUGUGGAAAAGGAAAAGUUGCGUGCAAUUGGCACACAGAAUCAACUAAAGACGAUGGCCAAGCAGCGGCAGAGCGAACAGCAAGUCUAUCAGAGUCAGAUACUUGAGCAGACGGUCGAGUUGGAGCGUUUGAAGAGCGAAUAUCAGUACUUGCAACGCAUUGAGUCUGAACAACAGGAUAUCAUUAACAAUUUCCUAAUGAAUCAAUAA